Molecule: messenger RNA, 2319 nt
Organism: Brienomyrus brachyistius
Lineage: Eukaryota; Metazoa; Chordata; Actinopteri; Osteoglossiformes; Mormyridae
Product: receptor activity-modifying protein 3-like
Exons: 4
Coding region: 301-816 (171 amino acids)
Biological process (GO): intracellular protein transport; protein localization to plasma membrane; receptor internalization
Cellular component (GO): signaling receptor complex; membrane; cell surface
Molecular function (GO): coreceptor activity
Source: RefSeq, a predicted model, not a curated record
UCGGGUUGGGGGGCCAUACGGCUCGAGGCGGUAGGAGGUGGACUGGGAGCCGAACCCAGCAUCUCACUCAGUUCUUUCGUUGUAUCGAGGUUGAGCCAUUUCAUUACUGGACAUGGUUAUAAUGCAACUUUAAAUGACUUCGGACAAGUGGCACAUAUGAGAAAACAGACUAGGCUGUGAAUCAGGCAGCACGGAUGAUCUUUUCCCUGCUUGUGGAAUAAAUCAUGCUGCGCUACAGGCAGAUAUUGCCUAGCCGUAGUGCGUGCGUACUGUCCCCGUCCGAUCGCCGCUGAAGUCGUUAUGGAUAAAAAUACGCUACUUAUUACACAUCUUUUCGUUUGCUGGCUUUUCGUGAUUGCCAUGACGACCAGGGGAUGGUCAGCAGCAGAAAACAUCAACAAACAGAAAGAGCUGCUGUCCUCUCUGGAUGCGAGAAGCCAACCAGUGCUGUGCAAUGAGACGGCUCUCCUUCUGGAGAUGGAGAGGUGUGGAGACUGGUUCAAGCGGGAGAUGGAGCUCAUACCUCAGAGGAACUGGUGCAACCUGUCGUAUUUCAUCUGGAAGUACAACCACUUUUCCAACUGCAGUGAGGACAAGGCUGUCAGCACAGGCUGCUACUGGCCCAACCCCCUGGUGGAGAGCUACAUCAUCCGCGUCCACAGGCUCUUCUUCUCCAACUGCACGCUGAGCCACAUGGUCCUCAUGGACCCGUCGGACAACAUGCUUGCCAUGCUCAUCUUUGUGCCAGUCUUCCUCACGCUGGCCAUGGUUGCGCUGGUGGUGUGGUGCAGCAAGCGUGGCGACUUCGCCGCCUAGUGCUCUUUCUGCUAUCACUAUAGUUAACGCUAAUGUCCCUCCGCUAGCACUAUUGGUAAUGCUAAUAUCCCUCCGCUAGCAUUAUCGCUAAUGCUAAUAUCCCUCCGUUAGCACUAUCGCUAAUGCUAAUAUCCCUCCGUUAGCACUAUCGCUAAUGCUAAUAUCCCUCCGUUAGCACUAUCGCUAAUGCUAAUAUCCCUCCGUUAGCACUAUCGCUAAUGCUAAUAUCCCUCCGUUAGCACUAUCGCUAAUGCUAAUAUCCCUCCGCUAGCAUUAUCGCUAAUGCUAAUAUCCCUCCGUUAGCACUAUCGCUAAUGCUAAUAUCCCUCCGUUAGCACUAUCGCUAAUGCUAAUAUCCCUCCGUUAGCACUAUCGCUAAUGCUAAUAUCCCUCCGUUAGCACUAUCGCUAAUGCUAAUAUCCCUCCGUUAGCACUAUCGCUAAUGCUAAUAUCCCUCCGUUAGCACUAUCGCUAAUGCUAAUAUCCCUCCGUUAGCACUAUCGCUAAUGCUAAUAUCCCUCCGCUAGCAUUAUCGCUAAUGCUAAUAUCCCUCCGUUAGCACUAUCGCUAAUGCUAAUAUCCCUCCGUUAGCACUAUCGCUAAUGCUAAUAUCCCUCCGUUAGCACUAUCGCUAAUGCUAAUAUCCCUCCACUAGCAUUAUCGCUAUUGCUAAUAUCCCUCCACUAGCAUUAUCGCUAAUGCUAAUAUCCCUCCACUAGCAUUAUCGCUAAUGCUAAUAUCCCUCCGUUAGCACUAUCGCUAAUGCUAAUAUCCCUCCGUUAGCACUAUCGCUAAUGCUAAUAUCCCUCCACUAGCAUUAUCGCUAUUGCUAAUAUCCCUCCACUAGCAUUAUCGCUAUUGCUAAUAUCCCUCCACUAGCAUUAUCGCUAUUGCUAAUAUCCCUCCACUAGCAUUAUCGCUAAUGCUAACCUCCCCUACUGUCACUAUUGCUGAGCCACAGACUGGCCAGAAGGAAACCAGAACUCUUACCCAAGGUAUCAUAGACCUUUUGCUGUAUCCCAUCACCCGCAGAGAAGAGGAACGAAAUACAAAAACUGAUGCAUUAUAAACCAGGUGAUACGUGAUUGCUUGCUUCAAAGUCAUGCUAAUCGCUAAACAGUUGCAUUUUUUUCAAUGCUUCAAGCUGGUGUUUCUUUAAGUGUACAAUGCUGUCUCCUGUUUCUGAGAAACCAGUCCGUCCUUUGUGUCACACCCUAAAACCUGUGUGGAUGGUCCUUCCCAGUUGACCGCUCACAUGAUUCGGAUCACAUGCUCUGAAUUCGCUUACGUAACUAAUCAAGUAGAUGACGUUUGGGAAGGUUUGGUGCCUCCUUUCUGUAUGUACUGUAAGAUCUACACUGAUCUGUAAUGUCAUUUAAUUACAUGUUUGAUCACUAUAGAAGGAGGAGCUAACAUGAAUGGAAACUGACCUCUGUCAAGCAGAGCAAACACUGAACUAGCGUAGUGUCAUGCUGAAGUCCAAUUCUCAUAUUUGGUAUUAAG